AUGGAGCGCCGCCGUCGCUGCUUCGGCCAGCGGCGGCGCCGCUGGCCGUACGUGGGUUGCAACUCGGCUGGGCGCGUCACGCGGCUCCACCUCGCCAGCACCAACAUCACGGGUCCCAUCCCGGACGCCAUCGGUGGCCUCUCCAGUCUCGCACGCCUCGACCUCUCCAACAACACCAUCACCGGCACAUUCCCGACGGCGCUCUACCGCUGCAGGUCGCUCCGGUACCUCGACCUGUCCUAUAACUAUAUCGAAGGGGAGCUCCUUGAUGGCAUUGGGCGUGGCCUUGGAGAAAACCUGAGCCUCAGUCACAACAGGUUCAAUGGCGUCAUACCGGCAUCCCUGUCCAGACUUCGAAACCUUCAGUCUCUCUGGCUCGACAUCAACUGCUUUGUGGGCACUAUCCCUGUGGAGCUCGGUGAUCUGAAAAGCCUUAAGCAGUUGCGGUUGUCGGACAACCCAUUCGAUUCUGGCGCGUCGUUCAAGAAUCUGACCAACCUAGUUGAUCUCCGGGCUGAAAAUUGUAGCCUCGUCGGUGACUUCCCAAGCUACGUGGUUAGAAUGUCAAAGCUGGGGGCUUACCGGCUCGGGAAGCACUCAUCGUUCUUAACGGUUAUUGGGGUUAUCAACAAUGAGCUCACUGGUGCGAUCCCAGAGGGGCUGUGCGCCAAAGGUCAGUUAUCUUUCCUCAUUGCCUCGAGCAACCGUUUCAGUUGCUCGAUCCCGGCAAGCCUCGCCAACUGUGUCUGUUUGAAAGCACUAUACCUAGAUAAUAACCGGCUUUCUGGCGAGGUGCCAGACGCUCUAUGGACCGCGGGGCGCCUUAUAGAAGCGGUGGGGCUACAGAAUAACCGGCUCAGAGGAAGUCUCCCAACAAUGAUGCCCGAUAGACUUAGGACACUAGAUAUAGGGAAUAACCAGUUUGUUGGCAGAAUUCCAACGGUAGCUGUCUCACUUGAGGACUUCAGUGCUGAGAACAACCAGUUUUCAGGCGAGAUACCAGCCAAUCUGGCCGACGGCAUGCCGCUGCUGCACACGCUGAACCUGGCCAAUAACAAACUCUCCGGCAGAAUAGUUAAGCUACUCUGCAGGGGCUGA
Molecule: messenger RNA, 1098 nt
Organism: Panicum virgatum (switchgrass)
Lineage: Eukaryota; Viridiplantae; Streptophyta; Magnoliopsida; Poales; Poaceae
Product: receptor-like protein kinase HSL1
Exons: 2
Coding region: 1-1098 (365 amino acids)
Molecular function (GO): protein binding
Source: RefSeq, a predicted model, not a curated record